This is a messenger RNA of Solea senegalensis (Senegalese sole), 3392 nucleotides long. It is a transcript of the gene slc52a3-2a, whose product is annotated as riboflavin transporter 2. NCBI's taxonomy places the organism in Eukaryota, Metazoa, Chordata, Actinopteri, Pleuronectiformes, Soleidae. Gene Ontology annotation, biological process: riboflavin transport. The transcript is spliced from 4 exons. Gene Ontology annotation, cellular component: plasma membrane. The record is from RefSeq and is a predicted model, not a curated record. Gene Ontology annotation, molecular function: riboflavin transmembrane transporter activity. The coding region runs from base 315 to 1661 and encodes 448 amino acids.
GCUCCCAUGAUCUCCUUAGGCAGAAUUAAUGAAUUCUGUAGAUUCUUGAAUGUCUCUCUUUCUCUCUCAUUCAGAAAUGACUUCAGGGGAAAGAAACAAAAAUCGCAGCAUGUGACUGUUCAAAGAUGAUCUGAGCUGAGACACUGAUCAGCUAACUAAACAUUUGUCUCGGUUGGCUACGUGGUCCCACACACCCACUCACUCCAAUAAGGGUUUAAUCCCUGGUUGCAUACACAGUUUGUUGCACAGGACGGCGGCUUCUCUCCACCACACAAGCAUACUUUUGUCUUUCUCUAGAGAAAUCAGUUCCAAACAUGUCGCUGCUCACGCACCUGUUGGCGUGUCUGUUUGGAAUGGGCUCCUGGGUUUCCAUCAACGGCCUGUGGGUGGAGCUGCCUCUCAUCGUCAAUCACAUCCCAGAGGGCUGGUACCUGCCCUCAUACCUCUCUGUCCUCAUCCAAAUGGCCAAUGUCGGACCUCUCUUCGUCACGUUGAUGCAUCGCUUCAGGCCCGGUGUCCUGAAUGAGUCUGCUGUCAUAUAUGUGAUCAUCAGCCUGGGGACAGUGGCAAGCUUCUUGCUGGGUUUCUUCUGGAAGGAGACUGUUGUAGUGGCGGGUGUUCCUCGCAGUGUAGCCCUCCUCGUCUUAACUUUUUUCCUCGCUGCUGUCGACUGCACUUCAUCUGUCACAUUCCUACCCUUCAUGAUGAAGCUCAAGCCUCAGUAUCUCACCACCUACUACAUUGGGGAGGGUGUGAGCGGCCUGCUGCCUGCUGUAGUGGCUCUGAUCCAGGGUGUUGGAGUGGUCCACUGCGUAAACAACACACAAACCCUGAACUCCUCCAACAGUUCUGAGAUCUUUCACCUCCAUGCCCAGUAUCAGCCAGCAAACUUCUCAGCUGAGGUCUUUUUCUUCAUCCUGAGCACCAUGAUGCUGGUGUGUCUGGUGGCUUUCCUGCUGCUGAACUACCACCCAGCUGUGGGCAGGGAACAUUCCAACAAUCAGUACACUAACGGGGUGAAAGAGUCAUCUCAGAAAAACAGAAAUAGUGUCGAGCAGAAGGCCAUGAUGGACCCCUACAGACCUGCAAACCAGAAGCGCAAAAGCAGCUUUGGCACUGGUGCUUACAGCUGGAUGCAGGUGUUGUACAUCUUUGGGAUUCUGGCCUGGGUCAACGCUCUAAGUAACGUGGUGCUUCCCUCAGUGCAGUCGUACUCCUGCAUGCCAUAUGGAAACAACAUCUACCACUUAUCGGCCACCAUGGCUGCCGUGUCGAACCCUCUGGCCUGCUUCAUCGCCCUGUUCCUCCCUAUAAGGUCUCUGCUGCUGAUGGGAGCUCUCACAGUGAUUGGCAGUGUAGCUGGAGCUUAUAUCAUGGGCAUGGCCGUGCUCAGUCCAUGUCCACUGCUGGUGAAUGGUGCCUCAGGUGGUGUCAUCAUUGUGUUGGUCUGGAUCCUCUUCAUUCUCACUCUGUCCUAUGUGAAGGUGAUGAUUGGUGUGGUCCUGCGUGACGAGGGCCACAGUGCCCUCGUGUGGUGUGGAGCUGUGGUGCAGUUAGGUUCCCUGCUGGGAGCCGUGACCAUGUUUCCACUGGUCAGCGUGUACAGCUACUUCUCAUCAGGAGACACGUGCAACACAAAAUGUGCUACUGGACAUCCUUAAUGGCAACAUCAUUUACAAAACUGACAGAUACUGUAACUUAAACGAAGAGCUGCAUCCUCCAAAGCAUGUGCUCGACAGAGGCCGUGACUAUGUUGACCACAUCCACCGAAGGAAAUGGAAGUCAGAUGCACAACAGUUGUGUCACCAAUUCUUGUUCUUCUUGUCUCCUCCAAUAAUUUCCAGCAGGCUGUACACUGAGAGCCAGAGAAAUCUUGACAAAACUGAUACAUUUUUUACAAAACCUUUUUCCAAUGUAGUGGUAGAAGUAAUAGUGAUAUUCCCUGUAGUACUGUAUCUGUGAUUCCAAAUCAUCUGCCCGGUGAAGUGAUGUUUUACUGCAGGUGGAGCCAUAACCACAGCUUUACUUUCACACUGACUGAACAUUUCAGUUUUUGCCACAGGUUCAUUUCGCUGUUCAUGUGUUGAAUCUCCCGUUCAUCCGUUAUAAACACAGUCUGAGAUGUUUAGGUCUCAGGUUGUGUAUGACAGAGUGAAAGUGUCAUGUUGGUUGAUGAGAGACAAGGUUUGUCCUGAUAUUUAAAAAAAAGGACUCUUUAAGCUUGAGACUGGGUAAUAAUUUGAAAACAUAUUAUUAAUAUAAGCUUCAAUCAAAUCAGAACAUGUACAUGUAUUAGUUUUGGCUUACUGCAAUUUUCAAAUUGCAAGAGGCACAAUACUUAAGUUAAAACCAAAAUGUGUUAAAAUAGUCCUGACCUACACAUGACCUCUGGGGAUGUGGCUCAUGUCUCAAAAUAAAUAUUAGAUUUUGGUUGUAAUUGUAGAAACUGUAUAAACUGUAUAAAGGUUCAGUGGUGAUCAGAAGUCCAGCCCUUUUCAAAGAUUCGGUUCUUUUGGCUUGGCUCCCUAAGAAGAACUCUUACGGUUCCUAAAAGUCUCUUCAAUUAGUGUCAAUCAGAGCCUUCAAUUUUAGCCUAAAUUAGUAAUCAUGAAUGGUUUGUUGUGUUUUCAUAAAUAUAUAAUAUAUAAUAAUGUUUUUGUUUUUUUCUAACAUUUUAAUCAAACCCUUAAAUGAACAACUAAACACAGAACCUGAACAGGUAACCUAACCAACCAACCUAACCCUACACUGAGCUUUGCAGCCUCCAAUAUCUUUGAAAUGCAGCCACAUACUGCUUCUUUGGUACGAUCCUAGUCUGUCCUCGCAUGUCAUUGGCCACAUGGUGUGUCCAUCAAAAAUAAAGUCCAGCCCCUGCCUGCAUGGAUUCUCAGCUGAGCUGAGCAGGAGCAGCAGAAGACUUGGCUCUCCCCAACGCUACAAAAGGAAUCGUCUCUUAGAGGCAUCCCGUGCAUCCCUACUAAAGACCUAAACCAUGGGUGUCCAAACAAGGGCCAGAUUUGCUAAUGUGGAUUGAAUUUGUGAAAUACGUAAAUACGUCAAGAGUUAAAAGUUCACUUGGUUUCUUUUUUAUGAACAAAAAGAAAAGAAAAAUCCUCAGUGAAACAAGGAAAAAGCCACUGAUUUAAAGACCCACCUAAUAUAUUCAACACCUUCCUAAUUCUACAGUGUCUUAAGAAUGUGUUCACAUUGUUGCUGCUUUGACAAGUAACUAACUUUAUGUUUAAGCCAUUUUGUGAUUCCAAUGUUUGGAGAUGAUUUGCCAGAUUUAAGUGACACAAACUUAAUCAUCUAAGGCUGUAGAGACUUAACUGUGAUCACUCCAUGACUGUUCUUGCUUUUACUGAAUUAAUAAACAAUACAGAGUUAAAUAA